UGCGUGACUGUCGUCUUAGUUUUUCCACUCUCCACUUUCUAUUUCUGACCGGAUUUCUCUUUGUCGUUCACCCUCCAGUUUCUGACACAAUUCUACACUCCCACGUUUAGAUUAAAAAAAAACACUCCAAUGCCACGGAAAUACCCUAUAAUUUAUCUAAUAACCCUUCUUCUUCUCUAAUGACCCAGAUAGCAAAUAUCUAAAGCUGUCCAUUGUGCAUUACAAUCAAAAGGGAAAGAGAGUAGAGUUCAUCUGAACCAUACACCAUCUGUUCCCUUGCUAGAUUUAGACUACCAAAUCGCUGGAACUGACAUCAACGAUGGAGCCGCCUGACAAUGUUGUGUACGAUGAUAAACUGCAUAGAAUAGACUUACGUGGGGAGGUGGAAAAGAAUUGGAGGGAGGAGCAUGGACCGUAUAUCCUUUCAUGGGAUAUGAGACAACAACAACUUUGUCAUGCACCUCCUCAGAUUGGUGAGAUGCCCUGCGAUCAUGCCUAUUACAGCUGGUACCGUUCGGUCACUCGAAAGUAUGUCGACCGCAACAGCGCUAAAUUAGAUAUAAUGAUUGAAAGUCAUUUAGCGCUGUUGGAGAUGCUUCCUGAAGGUAGCCGAGCUCACAACCAUGUCCGGCACCUCCUAAAUAAUGUGGCUGGGCUUGGUGGUGGUCCUGCAGCCGAUGCCCAGGCAAACAAUGGGCAUGACACUGAAUCAGCAGCUACUGCAACCCCAAGCACAAGCGCAGCACCCGUAAGUACACCGACCCGUGGUUUGCGUGCUACUGCAAGUCCAAGUACAAGUGCUAGUAGGGGCCGUGGUUGGCCUGCUACAGCAAGCCCAAGCACAUGUGCACCUAGGGGCCGUGGUCGACCUGGUACAACAAGCCCAAGCACAAGUGCACCUAGGGGCCAUGGUCAGCCUGGUACAGCAAGCCCAAGCACAAGUGUAGCUACAGGCCGUGGUCCACGUGCAACAACCCCUCGGGUUGUAACUACUCCUUCUUUACCUGCACCCAUCUCGCACGUAUCUCCUCAGCCCGAGGUCCAUCCACCCAUCCCAGAUGCAUCUCCACCCAUGGUAGAUGCAUCUCCUCAGCCCGAGGUCCCUUCACCCACCCCACCUUCGCAGCCUAGAUUUGAUCUCGGUAUUAAUUUUCAUUUGACCCCUCCUAUACACCCCGAGACACCCUCAUACCCACCCACCUGCUCCAGUGCACCCACCAUGCCCAUAGACCCACUUACCUCAUCCUCAUCUGACCCUCUAGGACCUCCAGUUGGGAUUGACACUGCACAGCCAACUGUUGAUGUACCGGACGAGCAUCCCCCUCCUCAGCCCUCACCCCCACAAGGUAGACCGCAACGUGCUAGAAGAGCACCCACUUGUGGGACAGGUGGACACAAAAUAGGAUGUGCAAGCAGCUCUAUGCCUAAGGAUGAUGCCCCGCAGCCUCCUCCCCCGCCCAAACAUUACACGAGGGUUAAAAAACGCAAAAUUGGUGAACCUUGAAAAAGAGAUCUGCCAAUGCAUUGAUGUCUGUGGUGGUUGGUGGUUGGUUGAAUCUGUUGAAGAAGGAGCUGUUGGUUCGAAUGUGUGGGUGCUCCCAUGAGUCAAGAACAGAAGUGAGGGAAGCAGGAGAAAGGCUCUGAUCAUGCUGAGAAGGUUGUCGUUGCUGUUAAGGCAUCGAAGGAAAUUCCCAAGACUGCUCUGGUGUGGGCCUUGACCCAUGUUGUUCAACCUGGAGAUUGCAUUACAUUGCUUGUGGUUGUUCCUUCACAAGGUUCAGGAAGAGGCGGCAGGAUUGGGAAAGAUGAGGCAUAAGAGAUUGGUGAAUCUGAUUGGUUGCUGUGCUGAAGGAGAUGAACGACUUUUGGUAGCUGAGUACAUGCCCAAUGAUACGAGAUUUCAUGAAGCCAGGACACGAUCAGUACGUUUAUUUGUAUUUGCAUCUAAAUUCUUUUGAUAUAAAGUUAAAAGGUUGUAGUGGCUUGACAGAUGUCGUGUGAAAGGCUCUCUAUUAGAAGUCAAUGAUAGGUUAAUCAAGCAGCCGGGAUUGCUUAAUUCAUCGUCGCCCAAGAGUCUUGUGUAGCUCAAUUGGCACAUCCUGGUGUUUCUAAUGGAGUUAAAAAGAAAGAGCUCGCUUGAUCAAGAAACUUGCAAAGAUUAAGGAAGAACAGGGGCUUAUAGCUGAAGCUGCAGAUUUGAUGCAAGAAAUUGCCUUAGGUGGAAACCUUUGGUGCAAUGGCAAAAACUGGAAAAAUUGCAUUUAUUCUAGAACAAGUACGUUUGUGCUUAGACCACCAGGAUUAUGUUCGUGCCCAAAUCCUGUCAAGGAAGAUCAGUCCAAUAGUUUUUGAUAUUGAUACUUCAAAAGAAAAGAAAAAGCCUAAAGAAGGUGACAAUCUUGUUGAAGAGGCUCCUGCUGAUAUACCAUCUCUGUUGGAGUUGAAGCGGAUUUACUAUGAACUAAUGAUAAGUGUUUCAUCAACUUUGAAGGUAUUAUACCCAUAACAAUGAUUACCUUGAAAUUUGUCGUUGCUAUAAGGCAAUUUAUGACAUUCCAUCUGUCAAAGAGAACCCAGCACUGUGGACUCCGGUCCUGAGGAAAAUCUGUUGGUUUUUGGUUCUGGCACCUCAUGAUCCAAUGCAAUCAAGCCUUCUUAACUCAACCUUGGAUUAUAAGAUUCUUUCUGAGCUUCCAAAUUUUAGGUUGAUGUUGAAGGUGGCCGUCAUACUGCUUUCUUCUCAAAUUAUAUGCCUCAAUUUUACAUGAGGACUGCAGAUAUAACUGGGAAGGUGGAACUACCUGAAAGCGUAAAGAUGGUGAUGCCUGGUGAUAAUGUGACUGCAACUUUUGAGCUAAUGGCACCUGUUCCUCUUGAAGCAGGACAAAGAUUUGCUUUGAGAGAAGGUGGUAGAACAGUUGGUGCAGGGGUUGUCUCAAAAGUAAUUGGCUGAGAGGGCAGUGCACUUCCUGUUGAAUUUUUUGUGUCCUCUCAUUUGUGGAAAAGUGUUAAUAGAGAAUGAGGGUGCACUUCUAGUGAUAAUUGCUGACUUGUUAAUAGCAUUUACUUUAUUGCUUGUUCUUUGACAUUUACAGUGAAAAUAAAUUGGAUAUUAGAUUGGAAAUUUCUUGGAAGUGCAAAUUAUCACAAGAUAUUCUUGUUCACUUCAGCAGUAAUUUUUCUGUUCAUAUUUGAAAAAAAAUAAAGUUAUCUCUAUCUCUCAUAUGUAGCUUUUGAAGAAUUUUGUUGUGCAAUCUAUGUUCACUACGAACCAUCUUCUUGUUAUCUAUGAUUCAAAGACAAAUUUGUAAAGUUAAAAAAUUACAAUGUGUUUUAUUUAUAAAUUCUGGUCCCAAUUAACUGGUUUCUAUGGUAAAUUUCUCUCUC
Molecule: messenger RNA, 3387 nt
Organism: Quercus robur (English oak)
Lineage: Eukaryota; Viridiplantae; Streptophyta; Magnoliopsida; Fagales; Fagaceae
Product: 26S proteasome non-ATPase regulatory subunit 12 homolog A-like
Exons: 14
Coding region: 320-1504 (394 amino acids)
Cellular component (GO): proteasome regulatory particle, lid subcomplex; nuclear proteasome complex; cytoplasm
Source: RefSeq, a predicted model, not a curated record